Messenger RNA from Pimephales promelas (fathead minnow), 1819 nucleotides. Lineage: Eukaryota; Metazoa; Chordata; Actinopteri; Cypriniformes; Leuciscidae. The record is from RefSeq and is a predicted model, not a curated record.
GUGAACCUUUCCUUCCUGUUUCAGUAACACGGGCAGCAAAACCUCCGCAUAGUGAGCUGCAAUAGAUAUCUAGCAGGUCUACAUAAUGGCAGUGUUCUUAUCCUUAUCAUUACAAAGUCGCUUACUUCACAGCUUCAAUCGCGCUAAAUGCGUGAUUGUAUUAAUUUAGCAUCCAUUAUUAUAGACAUUUUAUUGUCGCCGCACGUCUGGAUAGGCAGCAUCAGGAACACGCGCCGUUCUCCGGCAAUUGUUCCCACCAUUCUCAUGGCGGAGACUAAAAUCAUUUACCAUAUAGAUGAGGAGGAAACUCCUUAUUUGGUGAAACUGUCAGUGGCUCCAGAGAAGGUAACUUUGGCAGAUUUCAAAAAUGUCCUCAGCAACCGACCGGUUAACAGCUACAAAUUCUUCUUCAAAUCUAUGGAUCAAGAUUUUGGGGUUGUCAAAGAGGAAGUCUCGGACGAUAACGCCAAACUCCCUUGUUUCAAUGGAAGAGUGGUGUCAUGGCUUGUGUUGGCUGAGAGCUCCCACACAGAUGGGAUGUCGGUGUGCACUGACAGUCAUACUGAGCUUCCCCCACCGCUGGAGCGGACAGGAGGCAUCGGAGACUCCAGACCUCCCUCGUUCCAUGCUAAUGCAGUGAACAGCAGAGACGGUCUGGACACGGAAACUGGAAGUGAGUCUGUUCUCCGCCACCGCAGAGAGCGGGAAAGAGAAAGGACAAGACGGAGGAGAGAUGAAUUCCCACGUGUGAACGGUCACACAAAAGCCGAGCGGGUGGUGAGGGACUCGGCCAUGGGCUGUGACAGUGGCUCUAUGAUGAGCAGUGAGCUGGAGUCAAGCUCCUUCAUUGACAGCGAGGAGGAUGAGGAUGCUAGCAGGCUGAGCAAUUCCACAGAGCAGAGCUCUUCUUUUCAGUUAAUGAAGAGACAUAAGCGCAGGCGCAGGCGGCACAAAGUGGCUAAAAUCGACAGGUCAUCUUCCUUCAGUAGUAUCACAGAUUCAACCAUGAGCCUCAACAUAAUCACAGUUACCCUCAAUAUGGAGAAAUAUAACUUUCUCGGCAUCAGUAUAGUGGGCCAAAGUAACGAUAGAGGAGAUGGUGGCAUCUACAUUGGCUCUAUCAUGAAGGGAGGAGCGGUGGCAGCAGAUGGGAGGAUAGAGCCAGGCGACAUGCUGCUGCAGGUAAAUGAUGUGAACUUUGAGAACAUGAGCAAUGACGAUGCUGUCAGGAUCCUCAGAGAGAUUGUCUCAAAGAAUGGUCCUAUCAGUCUCACUGUUGCCAAAUGCUGGGACCCUUCGCCUCGCAGUUACUUUACAAUACCCAGAGCUGAACCAGUAAGACCCAUUGACCCGGCUGCAUGGAUUUCCCACACUACUGCACUAACAGGAUCUUACCCACAAAACGAGUUUGACGAUCUCCCUCUGACAGUGGGAAAAACAGACAUGGCCACCAUUGUAAAGGUGAUGCAGGUCCCAGACUCAGGACUAGAAAUAAGGGACAGGAUGUGGCUGAAGAUUACUAUAUCUAAUGCUGUAAUAGGUAACGUGUCUUUUGCAUUCAUCACCUGUGAAAAUAUCUCACUCAUGUUAUUCAUGUUGAUGAUGUUUUAAAAAUGUGUAAAGCAGUGUUAUUUUUGUAUUGAGAUACUAUUAUAUUUUUAGUCAUAUUUUGAAGGAGAUAUGUUGAAUUGCAAAACACUUGCGCUGAUAUUGAGGUGGGAUACGGGUAAUGUUAGUUACAGGUUUGGUGGUAUGGAUAGGUUUUAAUAGUUGGUUAAGGGGUAAUGGAAGAGUCAGCAGUGUAAUAAUAAAUGUAAUU